Molecule: messenger RNA, 863 nt
Organism: Echinostoma caproni
Lineage: Eukaryota; Metazoa; Platyhelminthes; Trematoda; Plagiorchiida; Echinostomatidae
Source: the annotation of a GenBank genome assembly
CCGUGGAUGAAAACAAAGCUUUGGAAGCCACGCAGAAACUGAAGCAAGCAUUCACAGCGGAGCGCCGUGCUCGUGUUGCGGCCGAGACUCAACUUCGUGAACUGGAUACAAACAAAAUGUCUAUUCGAUUGGUGGAACUGGCUAAAGACUAUCAAGAUGCGAUUGGUCGAGCUGAGCGGGCAGAAAAGAAAUUAGACGAAGUGCAGUGUGCUUUGAAAGCACGGGAACUGGAAUUCAAAGAGUUACAAGAAUCGCGAUACACGAUUGACAGUCCGGAGGUAACGAAAUUAAUUACAGCCCGAACGGAAGCGGUCGAAGCACGUCAUUUGCAAACAAUUAAAAACUUGCAAGAAAAAUUGGACGAAAGCACUAGUCGUUUCGUCGCACUGGAAGAUGAAUUCCGUUUGGCACUGCGCAUUGAAGCGGAACGCUAUUCAGAGCUGUUCAACUCUUCCGAGGCACUUAAAACACGAACGAGUGAAUUGGAAACAGCCAAUAAAGAUUUACAACAACGUGAAGAAUCCGCACGGCAACUGGUCACGGAAUUGACUGCGGCCAUAAAAGAUCAAAAGUCGAAAGCGGCCAGUCAACAGAAAGCCCAUUUGUUGUUACAGCAUAAUCAGAAGGAACGGAUUGCGACAUUGGAAAAACAUCUGGAAGAGGCCCGUACUCGACUGACAAACAUGGAAAAUCUGAAAGCGGAACAAAAACAACUCAAAGCCGAACUGGCCGCACAAGAAUCGCUCGUGGCCGGACUGCGAGCUGAACGACGCAACUGGAGCGAAGAAUUGGCACAACAGAGUACGUCUUUUCCGAUCCGUUUUUGGACCAGGGCAGUAAUUCUCAGUGAGAAUUUGCUUUAG